UAACGUCAAAGUAGAACUAGUUGUUGAACUAAUAUAAUUUUUACUGAGUUUUGUUUAAAGUUUUUUAACUAAUACUUAUUAUUUUAAUUUCGAAGCAACUACUUCAACAAACAUACAUACAUACCUAAUAUCAUUUAAAACAAAAGGACAUCAAAAGCCUUUAAUUAAACUACAAAUAAAUAAACCUUUUUUUGUUAAUUAACAAUUCUGUUUAACAAGAGGCUUUCCUAUUUUCUUCAUACCUAUAAAGAUAUAAUUGUAUUUAAAAACAAUCAAAAUAUUUUCCCAUUUAACAAGACAAAAACAAAAAGAAUUUUUAAUAAUGUUUAUCCACAAUAAUCAUAUUGAUUUAAGAAAUCAAAAACUAUAUAAAUACCACAUACAACAAUGCAACCAAUUUAAAAUAGAACUAGAAGAAAACGGAAAUGUUUAAUCCUAAACCAAAAGGUGAUCCUAAAUAUCGCAUACCACGUCAAUGUAUUUGGUUAAAAAUGAACGGUUCUUGGCCUUUCGAUUGUGAAACUGAACGAGAUUUUUAUAAUGCACAUACAUUGUAUGGUAUAUUGUAUUCGUUGUGGUCGUGGUAUAUUAUAUGUUCGGUGGGCCUAACCAUAGGCUUUCAAACGGCUUUUUUAGUUAACAAUUUGGGUGAUAUUAUGAUGACUACCGAAAAUUGUUGCACCACAUUUAUGGGGGCCUUGAAUUUUAUACGUUUGCUACACAUGCGUCUCAAUCAAGGAUCUUUUAGAGAGAUCAUACAACAGUUUGUAGAUGAUAUAUGGAUUAUUAAAAAACAUAAUCCUUAUAUAGCAGCCGAAUGUUCUCGUAAAAUGCGAACUUUUCGCAUAAUGACUGUUUUACUAAGUUGUUUGAUUGCCAUGUAUUGUGUCCUACCUCUGGUUAUACUAUUCUUUGAUGUAGGCUUAGAUGCCGAAGAGAAACCCUUUCCCUAUAAAAUGUUAUUUCCUUAUAAUGCUCAUCGUGGUUGGCGUUAUGUGGCCACCUAUAUAUUUACUUCAUUUGCUGGAAUAUGUGUGGUAACUACUCUUUUUGCUGAAGACUCAAUAUUUGGUUUCUUUAUAACCUACACUUGUGGUAAAUUUAAAAUACUACAUGAACGUAUAGACAAUAUAGUGAUAGAUGCUUAUUUUAUGGCUCGCAAUAGACAAGAUGAUAAGGAAAUACAAUGGUUGUAUUUAAGGCUAUUAAAUAGAAUUGCCUAUGAUCAUAAUAAAUUGAUAGAAUUUGCCAAUCGUUUGGAAAAUUUUUUUAAUCCCAUUUUAUUGGUAAAUUUUACCAUUUCCUCCAUAUUAAUAUGUAUGGUGGGUUUUCAAUUGGUAACAGGCAAAGAUAUGUUUAUUGGAGACUAUGUCAAGUUUUUGGUAUACAUUUCCUCUUCACUUUCACAAUUAUAUGUUUUAUGCUGGAAUGGCGACUCUUUAAUACAACAUUCCACCGAAACUGCUCAACAUUUAUAUAAUUGCAAUUGGGAAGGUGAAAAUCUGUAUUUAACCUCUGCCAUUUCAAAAUAUCAAAUGGCCAAAGAAAACGCUAAAAACUCUAAAAAUACUUUAAGCAAAAGUUUAAAACAUCAAAAUCUAUGGAAUGAUUUGCAUAAUAUACACUUUAUACCGGCCAAUAAACAAUUUCGACAAAAUUUAGAAAUCAUGAUUAUGUGCAGUCAAAGACCAGUAAAAAUUACCGCCUUAAAAUUCUCCACCUUAUCCUUGCAAUCUUUUACCGCUAUUUUAAGUACUUCUAUGAGUUAUUUUACUCUAUUACAAACCGUUUACAAUGAAAACAAAGAAGAAUUGGAACAUAUGACUUAA
Molecule: messenger RNA, 1829 nt
Organism: Lucilia cuprina (Australian sheep blowfly)
Lineage: Eukaryota; Metazoa; Arthropoda; Insecta; Diptera; Calliphoridae
Gene: Or13a
Product: odorant receptor 13a
Exons: 4
Coding region: 426-1829 (467 amino acids)
Biological process (GO): sensory perception of smell; detection of chemical stimulus involved in sensory perception of smell
Cellular component (GO): plasma membrane
Molecular function (GO): olfactory receptor activity; odorant binding
Source: RefSeq, a predicted model, not a curated record